UCACCAAUGUAUCAUUGUUUGCUUGAGUGGCUUACGAUCGCUGAUAACGCCAGCUCGAGAAAGACACAGUUUUUCGUCAAACCGCAACGAAAAUGUGUUGCUCAGAAGGUCUGGUGCGGGCCUGUGUGUUUGUAGUAAACUUUGCCCUCGGUCUAAUCGGCAUCGUGCUCUUAUCACUCGGCGCUUUCUACACCAUCCAGUUGAACCAAUACGAGCUAGGAAUUCCCGAAGACUACGAAACACUGAAAUUCCUACCCAUCUACUCAAUGAUCGUGGGGGCCGUCGCUUUCCUAAUAUCUUUCUGGGGGUGUUGGGGCACCCUGAAGAGCAACACGAGCCUGCUGACAAGCUAUGCAGCCAUUCUCGUGGUGCUUUUCAUCCUGCAGGUGGGCCUGGGGCUGUUUGCGCUGCUGCACAUCAAGAACGAAGACGAUCUUCACCAGCAACUCGAGCAGAGGCUUGACAUUGCCUUCAGCAAAUACAACCAGACGGCUGAAGACACGGCAGCAGUGAUUUCGAUUCAGACCAACUUGGAAUGUUGCGGCACCACGUCGCCGAAGUGGUGGAGUUCGGUCGGACUGGAGGUCUCCCCAAGUUGCUACGGAAAGUCUCAGCAAGCAGAUGCUUUUGGUCAGGGUUGCAUCCAAGCGCUGCUUGCGUUUAUUGUGCGAUUCGCUAAGUUAACUGCCAUCAUUGCGCUAAGUGUUUCGGCCAUCGAUGUGAUCGGGGCCGUCGUAGCGCUGUAUCUGAUCAAAUGUAUUAAGGCGCGACAAAUCAGGAAAGUGUACUAUUAGCAAACUUUCGUCGGGACUUUAUUUGCCUAUCGCCCAAAAUCCUGAUUUUUCAUUAGAUGGAAAAUUAGAAAACAUGGGUUUCAGAAUGGAUGUUUAUUGUCAACUAUUUUCAUUAACCCUUUACUGCAUACCGAGUCAAAUGUGAUACAAACCAAAAUUGUAAUUUUUUCUAAGUCUUAAAGUGAAAAUAAAGAAAAACUACAUGGCGUGUCACAUCUGGGACCGAUACAUAAAUGCGUA
Molecule: messenger RNA, 1034 nt
Organism: Dendroctonus ponderosae (mountain pine beetle)
Lineage: Eukaryota; Metazoa; Arthropoda; Insecta; Coleoptera; Curculionidae
Product: tetraspanin-12-like
Exons: 1
Coding region: 93-794 (233 amino acids)
Cellular component (GO): membrane
Source: RefSeq, a predicted model, not a curated record